GUCAGGUCGAGGAGCCGGUCGGGUUCCCGCUCGCUGCCGCCACCGCCCCCCGCAGCGAUUCUCCCGCCUCGUCCACCGCGGGAGCAGCAUCGCCGACCCUGCUUUUCCGUGGAGUAGUCGGUCCCAGAGCAGUGAGGAGAACACGACACGCCGAGCUCCUCAUCACCUCUAGCCAAGGCGAACCCCCCGAGGUCCGCCCUUUCCCUGCGCGGCCCCCGGUGCCCCCGGCCCCGAACGGCCCCGCGUCCGCACCCCAGCCCUUCCACUCUCGCAGCCGCAGCCCCCCACCCUGAUCAUGGACUCCGACUCCUGCGCCGCCGCUUUCCACCCGGAGGAGUACUCUCCCAGCUACAAGAGGCGCAGGACUGUGGAGGAUUUCAACAAGUUCUGCACCUUUGUCCUGGCUUAUGCCGGCUACAUCCCUUAUCCGAAAGAGGAACUGCCUUUGCGGAGCAGCCCCAGCCCUGCCAACAGCACUGCGGGCACCAUUGAUAGUGAUGGUUGGGAUGCUGCUUUCACUGACAUCCCAUCGUCAGUGUCCCUUCCUGUUUCUGACCGCUGCUUCAGUCACCUGCAGCCCACCCUUUUACAGCGGGCCAAGCCCAGUAACUUCCUCUUGGACAGAAAGAAGACUGACAAGCUGAAGAAGAAGAAGAAGAGGAAGCGGAGGGAUAGUGAUGUGCCUGUCAAGGAAGGGUACAUGGGGAGCUUGCUGAAGCUAGAAGCUACUGACCCCUAUGUGGAGACCCCCACGAGCCCCACCCUGCAGGAUAUUCCCCAGGCCCCCAGCGACCCCAGCUCAGGCUGGGACUCUGACACGCCUUCCAGUGGCUCUUGUGCCACAGUGUCACCUGAUCAGGUCAAAGAAAUAAAGACUGAAGGCAAACGGACUAUCAUUCGACAGGGAAAGCAAGUGGUGUUCCGGGACGAGGACAGCACUGGCAACGAUGAGGAUAUCAUGGUGGAUUCGGAUGAUGAUUCCUGGGACCUUGUCACCUGCUUCUGUAUGAAGCCGUUUGCUGGCCGCCCCAUGAUCGAGUGUAAUGAAUGUCACACCUGGAUCCACCUAUCCUGUGCAAAAAUUCGGAAAUCCAAUGUUCCGGAAGUGUUUGUCUGCCAAAAGUGCCGGGACUCCAAGUUUGACAUCCGUCGUUCCAACCGUUCCCGAAUGGGCUCCCGAAAGCUGUUUCUGGACUGACUGCUGGCGUGUGAGGAGAUAGGAUGAGGAAUUGGAAAGGACUGUGGGCCUUUGGCCCCUUUCUUAGUUGAGCACAGAACUCUCAGCUCUGG
Elephantulus edwardii (Cape elephant shrew) is the source of this 1290-nucleotide messenger RNA. RefSeq names its product PHD finger protein 13 (gene PHF13). Gene Ontology annotation, biological process: mitotic chromosome condensation. The coding region runs from base 296 to 1198 and encodes 300 amino acids. The record is from RefSeq and is a predicted model, not a curated record. Gene Ontology annotation, molecular function: chromatin binding. The transcript has 4 exons. Lineage: Eukaryota; Metazoa; Chordata; Mammalia; Macroscelidea; Macroscelididae.